GUAGCCCAUCGCGUCCCUGUUCUGUUUUCACCAUGAGCUCCAUCGGCACCGGGUAUGACCUGUCAGCCUCUACAUUUUCACCUGAUGGAAGAGUUUUUCAAGUUGAAUAUGCUAUGAAGGCUGUGGAAAAUAGCAGUACUGCUAUUGGGAUCAGGUGUAAAGAUGGUGUUGUCUUUGGGGUAGAAAAAUUAGUCCUUUCAAAACUUUAUGAAGAAGGUUCCAAUAAACGACUUUUUAAUGUUGAUCGGCAUGUUGGAAUGGCAGUAGCAGGCUUGUUGGCAGAUGCUCGCUCUUUAGCAGACAUAGCAAGAGAAGAAGCUUCGAACUUUAGAUCAAACUUCGGCUAUAACAUUCCACUAAAACAUCUUGCAGACAGAGUGGCCAUGUAUGUACAUGCAUAUACACUGUACAGUGCUGUCAGACCUUUUGGCUGCAGUGGGAAUGAUGGUGCACAACUCUACAUGAUUGACCCCUCAGGUGUUUCAUAUGGCUACUGGGGCUGUGCUAUUGGUAAAGCCAGGCAAGCUGCAAAGACAGAGAUUGAAAAGCUUCAGAUGAAAGAAAUGACUUGCCGUGAUGUUGUGAAAGAAGUUGCAAAAAUAAUUUACAUAGUACAUGAUGAAGUUAAGGACAAAGCUUUUGAACUAGAGCUCAGCUGGGUUGGUGAAUUAACUAAAGGAAGACAUGAAAUUGUACCAAAAGAUAUAAGAGAAGAAGCAGAGAAAUAUGCUAAGGAAUCCUUGAAGGAAGAAGACGAAUCAGAUGAUGACAAUAUGUAACAUUUAUUUCACUAUGUAUUCUAUUUGUAAUUUCUAUUACACUCAGAUGUAUAGUUAUUCCUGUGGAUUAUUACAUACCUUCUGACCCAAUUUUCAUUAAACUUUUUUUUUCUCUUAUAAC
Messenger RNA from Elephantulus edwardii (Cape elephant shrew), 900 nucleotides. RefSeq names its product proteasome (prosome, macropain) subunit, alpha type, 3 (gene PSMA3). The transcript is spliced from 11 exons. Gene Ontology annotation, biological process: ubiquitin-dependent protein catabolic process. NCBI's taxonomy places the organism in Eukaryota, Metazoa, Chordata, Mammalia, Macroscelidea, Macroscelididae. The record is from RefSeq and is a predicted model, not a curated record. The coding region runs from base 33 to 779 and encodes 248 amino acids. Gene Ontology annotation, cellular component: nucleus; synapse; proteasome core complex.